Messenger RNA from Anisakis simplex (herring worm), 2019 nucleotides. Lineage: Eukaryota; Metazoa; Nematoda; Chromadorea; Rhabditida; Anisakidae. The record is from the annotation of a GenBank genome assembly.
AUGAUGAAUUUUGAACAUCUCAGGUUAUCUUGGUUUACACCUUGGCCUCGACGACGUCGGCAAGAUUUGCUGAAGAAAACUUUCGUUUACAAUCCAAGCGGUGUAUACCGUGAAUCGUUCACGUGUCUUCUUGAUGAAUCUGAUAAAAUUCAACCGAAUUAUACUUCACCUACACGGAGUCUUUCCGUAGUUAUUCCAGCCAUGAAUGAAAAGGAACGUUUACCAGUAAUGCUGAACGAAUGUUUAUCGUAUUUGAUGGAACGCUACGAGAAAGAUUCUUCGUUCACUUUUGAGGUGAUUGUUGUUGACGAUGGAAGUAGCGAUGGAACUUGUGAUGUUGCUUUCGAAUAUUCGAAGAAGUAUGGUGAUGACGUUGUGAAAGUUUUGAAAUUGGACAAGAACAGAGGCAAAGGUGGUGCCGUUCGAUGUGGAGUGAUGUGUAGUCGUGGUGCGAUGAUUCUCUUCGCUGACGCUGACGGAGCGACCAAAUUUAGCGAUUUUGAAAAGCUAGAAGAACAAUUACUGCAUAUCUCAUCAGCUGAUGAAUUGAAGAAUGUGAACAGUUUUGAUUGGACGCAACCAAUUAUCUCUGUAGGAUCAAGAGCAUAUAUGGAAGCGGAAAGUAUAGCGACCAGGUCGAUAGCGAGAACAAUCCUUAUGGUCGGCUUUCAUUUGUUGGUGUAUGUGUUCACGGUGAGAACGAUUCAUGAUACUCAGUGCGGAUUCAAGCUGUUCAGUCGAGCUGCAGCUGCGAAGUUAUUCCCAGCGAUACAUAUUGAACGAUGGGCAUUCGAUGUGGAGUUGUUGUAUUUGGCAGAACAUUUUGGCUAUCGAAUCAGCGAGGUUGCAGUGAGAUGGCACGAAGUGGAUGGCUCGAAAAUAGUGCCGAUUUGGUCGUGGAUACAAAUGGGACGUGAUCUUUUGCUUAUUUGGUUUAGUGGUACAAUUGGAAUUGAAUGUGCGUUGAAGUGUAAAGAGAUGUCAUCGAAGAAAUCAACGAAAGCAUCCAAACAAAGAACACAAAAACAAUCGACAACACCGCAAGAAAAUGAUGCUGAGAAUGUUCUUGUUAUGCACACUGAACGAGUCCUAAAUGUGUACGAUACGGAUUCAGAUUUCGCGUUGGGUCAUGUGGAAGGAUGGGAUGUUGAGCGAUACAUUAGGCCGAUAAAGAUAGUGAUUGUAAACGAGAGUGAGGAUGGAAUGACGCUCGAAUUUGAUUUGAUUCAUGUGGAAGCACCAAUCGCGAAUGCGAUUCGUCGAGUGCUCAUUGCUGAGGUUCCAACAAUGGCUUUCGAGAAGAUUUACCUCUAUCAGAAUACGUCUGUUAUACAAGACGAAGUGCUGUGUCAUCGACUGGGUUUGUUACCGAUUCGAGCUGAUCCUCGUCUCUUCGAGAUGCCUCUAACGAAAGUGAUCGGUAUCAACGAAUCGGGAGUGGAUUGCGAUGAAGAGCCACCGGGUGAUCCCACAAGGAAUCUGAUCUUCGAGCUGAAAGUGUCGUGUCAGCGCAAGUCGAACGCCCCAAAAACGGCCACAGAUCCGCGUGAAAUCUUCGAGAAUGCGUGUGUUUAUUCGAAUGCUUUCGAGUGGAUUCCCAUUGGAGAUCAAGCGAAAUCGUUACCGUAUCAUCCAGCAAUGGUACACGAUGAUAUUCUCAUUGCAAAACUAAGACCACGACAAGAAAUUGAAGCGAGAUGUCACUGUGUGAAAGGUAUCGGACGAGAUCAUGCCAAAUUUUCACCGGUUGCAACAGCAUCCUAUCGCUUGUUACCAAUUAUAAAACUGAAGAAGAAAUUCUCUGGUAACGAGGCAGAACUCAUCAAAGCGUCAUUCUCGGAUGGCGUGAUUGAUAUUGACUCAGAUGGAUGCGCUUAUGUGAAGGAUGCACGACGUGAUACGUGCAGUCGAAAUAUCCAACGGCAUGAAGAGUUGGCCGAACACAUUGAACUUGCUCGACGAAAAGAUCAUUUCAUUUGUGAGUGGUGCUGUCUCUCUUUGCUUUGUACUAGUCAAUAG